UGCUCGAGAUCGCUUCGUCUCGCGCACUCGGCCGCUAGCGAAACGCGCGCGUUUUCUUAGCGUUUUUAUAAAGAAAUAAAAAAUACGGUGUGUGCUUUACUUUACAAGUGCUGACGCAAGUUGAUCCCCACAUUCGGUGCUGAAAAAACGCGUUGUUGCAUCACGAUUCGAGAAUGAAGAUGAUGCAGCUUCGUGUGUUUAGCCUGGCUUUGAUCGCCCUAAGCCAGAGCUACUUGACUGAGGCCCAGGGUUACGACUAUCCCAAACCGAAGGUGGCCUUCAGCGAUGGGUAUUCCUAUCCCCAGCCAGCCAUUCCCUUCCCACCACCGGCACCGAAAGUGAGCAGUGGCUAUGAUUACCCACAGCCGGCCAUUCCGUUCCCACCACCACUGCCCAAGUACACGCCACCAGUUCAGCAGAUCAUCCCGCAGGAACCCAAGCUGGUAUCAAGUGGAUACUCCUAUCCCAAGCCAGUGGUUCCGUUCCCACCACCCACGCAGCCACCACAGAUCAGGGUGACCGAGGGAUACGCUUACCCCACGCCAUCGAUUCCCUUCCCACAGCCGAAGCAGCAGGGAUACGACUACCCCAAGCCAGUGGUUCCAUUCCCACCACCAACGAACCCACCACCACAGGUGAAACAGGGAUACGACUACCCCAAGCCAGCCGUUCCGUUCCCACCACCUACUGCGCCGCCACAGAAGUACCUGCCACCAGUGACCACCACUCCUGCUCCACCACCACCACCGCCACCGACAAAGAAGUACCUGCCUCCUGUGCAGGUGAAGCAGGGCUAUGAUUAUCCUAAGCCAGCCAUUCCCUUCCCACCACCCACGAACCCACCACAGAAAUACCUUCCACCCGUUGUGCCCACCAGUCCACCUGUGCCCAAAUACAUUCCCCCACCCACUCCCGCUUACAUUCCCCCACCACCAAAGAAGCAAGGAUACGAGUAUCCCAAGCCCGCCAUUCCAUUCCCACCACCAACUGCACCACCACAGAAGUACCUGCCUCCCGUUACCACCACACAAGCACCACCACCUCCACCACCACCCAAGUAUCUGCCACCUGUGCAAGUGAAGCAGGGAUACGACUACCCCAAGCCAGCCAUUCCAUUCCCACCACCCACCGCACCACCACAGAAGUACUUGCCACCUGUCACCACCACGAAAGCACCUCCACCACCACCACCCACCGUUAAGUACCUACCUCCACCACAGGUGAAGCAGGGAUACGAUUACCCUAAGCCUGCCAUUCCAUUCCCACCACCGACUAACCCACCACAGAAAUAUUUGCCACCUGUUGUUCCUACUUCACCACCAGUGCCAAAGUAUCUGCCGCCCGUGAAGCCAACAAACCCACCACAGCCCAAGUACUUGCCACCCCCGCAACCAAAGUCGGGUUAUGAUUAUCCCAAGCCUGCCAUUCCAUUCCCACCACCAACUAACCCACCACAGAAGUAUUUGCCACCUGUUGUGCCAACCAGUCCACCAGUGCCAAAAUACUUGCCACCCGUGAAGCCAACAAACCCUCCACAGCCCAAGUACCUCCCACCCCCGCAACCCAAGUCGGGUUAUGAUUACCCAAAACCCGCUGUUCCAUUCCCACCACCCACUAAUCCACCUCAGAAGUACCUGCCACCAGUGGUUCCUACUUCACCACCAGUGCCCAAGUAUCUGCCUCCCACAAACCCACCAACGCCCAAGUACUUGCCACCUGUGCAGGUGAAGCAGGGCUACGACUAUCCCAAACCCGCCAUUCCAUUCCCACCACCCACUGCACCACCACAGAAGUAUCUGCCACCUGUGACUACCACUCAAGCACCACCACCACCACCUCCUACAGUCAAAUACCUACCUCCACCACAGGUGAAGCAGGGCUACGACUAUCCCAAACCCGCCAUUCCCUUCCCACCACCAACGAAUCCCCCGCAGAAGUACCUGCCCCCCGUUGUGCCCACCAGUCCACCCACCCCCAAGUACCUGCCACCCGUGCAGGUGAAACAGGGCUACGACUAUCCCAAGCCAGUCAUUCCAUUCCCACCACCCGCCCCCAAAUCCGAGGGCUAUUCCUAUCCGAAGCCCGCGGUCGCAUUCGACUUCUAAAAUAUCGAUA
Molecule: messenger RNA, 2115 nt
Organism: Drosophila takahashii
Lineage: Eukaryota; Metazoa; Arthropoda; Insecta; Diptera; Drosophilidae
Source: RefSeq, a predicted model, not a curated record